Messenger RNA from Bipolaris victoriae FI3, 954 nucleotides. RefSeq lists its product as hypothetical. The record is from RefSeq and is a predicted model, not a curated record. The coding region runs from base 1 to 954 and encodes 317 amino acids. The transcript has 2 exons. NCBI's taxonomy places the organism in Eukaryota, Fungi, Ascomycota, Dothideomycetes, Pleosporales, Pleosporaceae.
AUGGAUAACUGUCACGCGAUAUACACGGAGAGUCCGUUUGCCAUUUCCCAGGAGGAUGUCGAUGCCCUCAACUCGUCAAAGGCGUUUUGUGCGCUGAGGAGGUGUUUGGCGGGCCAGGCCGAUUUCUGUGCCUCACAUUCGACAUGCUCACCCCAAGCCAAGCAAACAUGGCUGCUCCACCGCGAUAUCCUCCACGCCCUUAUCAUGCCCAUUGUUACUUUGUUCUCGCGUGCCUCGACCCUAGCAUCUGCCGCCCUGUGCACACAGCGCGCCUCUGACCUUGAACUCGCCUUUUCGGGCGAAUCCCGCAGUGCCUUCAUCGGCCUGCAAUGCUUCAUCACCGAGGAGGCCGACUGGUGCCACACUCACGGCUGCCCAGCCUGCGUCGUGACCGAGACAUUGAGUACCGACAGCCACAUCCGCCUGACCAUUGCCGCAAGUCUUCUCAGCACCGCAACCGUCGCCACACCCACCCAGGAAGAACCCCCUUCGCAGGACUCCCAAGACCGGACUCUGCCCCCGCUCCCCCACAUCCUUCCCGCCCUCCAGCAUGCAGUCAUCAAUGACCCCUUCUGGGAAGGCUCAGACAUCUGGAGCUACAUCCUCUCUCGCGCCACCCAGCUCUCUGCGGGUAUCCAGGCCCUCAUCGCCGAAUGCAUAAACCUCGAGUCCCUCGUCUCAUCUCCUACUACCGACCGCCCAGCCUCGAAGCGUGGAAUGACGCACCCCAGCGUCCCCUUUGUCGCCUCUGGCCAAGCAGCACCCGAAAAAGGUGUCAAGCUCCGCAAGAGCAAGCUUGCAAAACGACAGCUCAGGCUUCGCGAUGAGGAGGUCGAGCUUAUGAGGAGGGUGGCCAUGCAGUGUUGGGCUAAAGCCAAGGUGCCGAAGAAUCUGAGGGCGGAUGCUUUGGCUUUGGGCGAGAGUAAGAGGUCGAGGAGCUUGACUUGUCCGUGA